ACCUGAGCGAGCGCGCCGACUGGCAGUACUCGCAGCGCGAGCUGGACGCCGUCGAGGUCUUCUUCUCGCGCACGGCCCGGGACAACCGGCUCGGCUGCAUGUUCGUGCGCUGCGCGCCCUCCAGCCGCUACACGCUGCUCUUCUCGCACGGCAACGCCGUGGACCUGGGCCAGAUGUGCAGCUUCUACAUCGGCCUCGGCUCGCGCAUCAACUGCAACAUCUUCUCCUACGACUACUCGGGCUACGGCGUCAGCUCGGGCAAGCCCUCCGAGAAGAACCUCUACGCCGACAUCGACGCCGCGUGGCAGGCGCUGCGCACCCGGUACGGCGUAAGUCCUGAGAACAUCAUCCUGUACGGUCAGAGCAUCGGGACCGUGCCCACAGUCGACCUGGCCUCGCGGUACGAGUGCGCAGCCGUGAUCCUCCACUCACCUCUGAUGUCUGGUUUGCGCGUGGCUUUUCCCGACACCAGGAAAACCUACUGCUUCGAUGCGUUCCCCAGUAUUGACAAGAUAUCUAAAGUCACCUCUCCUGUGCUGGUCAUUCAUGGGACAGAGGACGAGGUCAUCGAUUUCUCACAUGGCCUGGCGAUGUAUGAGCGCUGUCCCCGCGCCGUGGAGCCCCUCUGGGUUGAAGGGGCCGGGCAUAAUGACAUAGAGCUUUAUGCACAGUACCUAGAAAGACUAAAACAGUUCAUAUCUCAUGAACUUCCUAAUUCCUGAAGAAGACAACUUGAUCUUAUCUCAUUUACUGUGAACACAAGAGGCCUCUGUUUUGCACAUGCGUUAACUGGAUAGCUGUACUGGUGUGAUCACCACGAGGAAGUGCCCGGCUUCAGGGUGUUCUAAUCAAGAGCUGAGGAAAUCUCAGUCUUUCGUAUCUAGAGGUCGUUCCACUAACUCACCCGUGUUAAACUGAACAGGCGUCAUUUCCAGCUUCCUCUCCUUGCAGGCAUGGGGACAAGAGCUGCUUGUGGGACAGUCUCCUCCUGCUAUGUAAAGGAUGCUCACGUUGGUUUCUCUGUCUUCCGCCUUAUCCAUGACUCAUGUAUGCAGGACUGGAGCCUCUCUCUACCAGCGUUCUCAGUAUUUGAUAUGCAGCUCUCUCUCAGCCACUGGAUUUAUGGGCUCAAUCCAUUUGUGAAGCUGUGAUAGUGUAACUGGAAAACUAUUGUGAUGAAAAUUCUUUUGUUAAUUUUCCUUAACAUGCCGAUCUUUCCCCCAAACAAAUCAGUUGAAGGGUAAUUUACUAAAACUGUCAUGGACAGCCUCAUCAGCUGGAACCGUAUAAAUAUAACUGGAGUAUUCUUAAACAAAAGGAAACUGGGUUUUUUUUUUUAAGUGUAAAUUUAUUACUAGUCAACAGAGUUUUAAUAUUUUGAUUGUCUGGUUGAUCUAACAAAAAGCCUAGCUGACUUUCUUUCUGUAAAGUCCUCUUGUAGGCUAUUUUAAAGUCCUGUACAUAUUUGCAGUUCCAUUGUGCAUAGAUUCUUAAUGGGUAAUUUUCUUUGGUCAGGCUACAAGAACAAACUGCGGACUCCUUGUUUGUAAUGUAAAUGAUUGAAUACAUUUUGUUAAUAUGUUUUUAUUCCUAUGUUUUGCUAUUAAAAAAUUUUAUAACAUUUCCAAGACAAAAAAUUACAAGUUUAUGCUUUGAAGAAUUUAUGUAAUUAAAAUUUCACUAAACUAAUCUUUUUAGUUUAGGAGUUAUUUGGGUUUUGACACUGGAGUUGCGCCAAAUAAGCAUCAGAAAUGUGAGAUGCUUAAAAUUGCUACGCUCGUCAUGUUGAUUGGGGGUUUGGGCUUGAGGGUUCUUUGGUUAUAUUUAAAAUUUUUUUUUCAAAUUUAAAAGCCUUAAAUGUACUGUAAGCCUCAGAUGGUUGUACAGCUGGACUGCGUUUGACUGUCAGCUUGUGCACUGUUGCCUGGAUGCGGCACAGCGCUGGGUCAUGGAAUAAAGGAUGCAUGGACCAGAA
Ceratotherium simum simum (southern white rhinoceros) is the source of this 1975-nucleotide messenger RNA. RefSeq names its product abhydrolase domain containing 17C, depalmitoylase (gene ABHD17C). The record is from RefSeq and is a predicted model, not a curated record. Gene Ontology annotation, molecular function: palmitoyl-(protein) hydrolase activity. Gene Ontology annotation, biological process: protein depalmitoylation; regulation of postsynapse organization. Gene Ontology annotation, cellular component: plasma membrane; endosome membrane. NCBI's taxonomy places the organism in Eukaryota, Metazoa, Chordata, Mammalia, Perissodactyla, Rhinocerotidae.